AUGAGUGUGAUUCCUGGGAAUAAAGCAGCAACUGUAGUAAUAACUUGUAUUCUUCCAUUUCACACAGAUGCUAGCAGCCAGAAUUUGCUUUCUUGUGAAAUCUGUGGAAGACAUUUUAUACAGGAUGCACUGGCACGACAUGAACCAAUAUGCAGAAAAGUCUUCAACAAAAAGCGCAAGCCAUUUAAUUCCUUGAAACAGCGACUGCAGGGAACUGACAUUCCAACAGUAAAGAGGAAGCCACCCCCGAAGAGCCAACCAGAGAAAAAAUCUAAUUGGAGACAACAACAUGAGAACUUCAUUAAUACAAUCCGAUCAGCCAAACUUGCCACUAUAGCUAUGAAAGAAGGCCGCCCUCUGCCUCCGCCUCCACCUCCAACCAUUAAUCCAGAUUAUAUUCAGUGUCCUUACUGCAUGAGAAGGUUUAAUGAGGCUGCAGCAGAAAGGCACAUCAAUUUCUGCAAAGAACAAGCAGCCAGGCGUGCAUUUGCUCCAGGUCAGAAAGGAUCCAAAGCACCCCCUGGCAAGCAAGCAACUCCCAAAAAAGAACCAACCCUAACAAGUGCUGUGGGAACACUGCUUCAGAACAAGACACAGGAAGGCACUGAUCCAAGCCAAGUAGUAAUAGGGCAUGCUGGAGAAACCUCUGCUGCAACACCACAGAAAAAAGCACCUGAAAUUCCCCCUGGGAAGGAGCCUGGGUAAGGAACAAAGUAACUACAUCACCGGGUUUGUGCAUGAGUGAU
Zootoca vivipara (common lizard) is the source of this 746-nucleotide messenger RNA. Lineage: Eukaryota; Metazoa; Chordata; Lepidosauria; Squamata; Lacertidae. The record is from RefSeq and is a predicted model, not a curated record.